Molecule: messenger RNA, 198 nt
Organism: Penicillium crustosum
Lineage: Eukaryota; Fungi; Ascomycota; Eurotiomycetes; Eurotiales; Aspergillaceae
Exons: 2
Coding region: 1-198 (65 amino acids)
Source: RefSeq, a predicted model, not a curated record
AUGACCCACGAAUUCGAAUAUCCAUAUGCUGUUGGCAAUGUGAUCAACAUUCACUUGAAGACAUCAGUUGGAUUGGAGGCAACAGCAGGUGCCAAUAUCAUCAGUCUUCGAGCCGUUCAUUCUUUCCUCUGUGGUCCUUAUCUGGGUGGCAUGCUCCUCUUUAAGAUUGGAAGUCGAUAUGAUUUUGAAACUCUUUGA